Messenger RNA from Verticillium alfalfae VaMs.102, 483 nucleotides. RefSeq lists its product as hypothetical. Lineage: Eukaryota; Fungi; Ascomycota; Sordariomycetes; Glomerellales; Plectosphaerellaceae. The record is from RefSeq and is a predicted model, not a curated record. The transcript is spliced from 6 exons. Bases 1 to 483 code for a protein of 160 amino acids.
AUGGCAAACUGGAUGCGCGAAGCAGGCUUCAUCGUGUCGCAAGAGCCCAGGCCGAUACCUCUGGCAACAUGCGGCUGGCCUCGAAGUUCCGCUCAGCGCGAGAUUGGUGUGGCCAAUAGGGAGAACGUGCGCAGCUUGUUGUCAUCAAUGGCAGCGUACCCGAUGACGGUAUUUCAGGGCAUGGCCUCUGCGGAUUUCGAGCUUUUGGUGGCACAAGCGAGAAACGAGGCCGACAAUCCGAGGUUCAAGGCAUACUUCUCGUUGCCAAAAGCCACGGUAGGCAAGAUUUGCGCGUCCACUGGAAAGGGCCGGUCAGGCGGACGAACAACACAAGACUGUGACGAUUGGGAAUACAUUCCAGAAGUGUACGACUCUAACCCGGUGCUGCCACGCCGUGAGAAGGUACUGGGCAGCGGUCUCCUGGUUGCACUUACCUUUCUUGGCUUGCAACGACUGCGCGUCGCCGUUUCGUUGUGGCUCUGA